Messenger RNA from Arabidopsis lyrata subsp. lyrata, 615 nucleotides. RefSeq names its product serine/threonine-protein kinase fray2. Lineage: Eukaryota; Viridiplantae; Streptophyta; Magnoliopsida; Brassicales; Brassicaceae. The record is from RefSeq and is a predicted model, not a curated record. Bases 61 to 375 code for a protein of 104 amino acids. The transcript is spliced from 4 exons.
UGAUGCUAUAGUGAGCGCCGUUUAGCUGAUCAUUUUGGUGGGAAGCUUCAUUUAGGAUACAUGCUAGUCCGGGACAAAUUAACUGAGCUUCUGGAUGAGAAGGCCAAUUUACGCAAUGAAAGAUCUAAGGAACGGAACAGUAAGGAGAGGGAAUCAAGUAAAGACCGAGAGAAAGAGCGAGGAUCUAGUCAUGAACGUCGAAGAGAUUAUGAUCGCAGGAGUAGAGAUCGAGAUAGGCACCAUGACCGUGAUCGUGAACAAGACAAGGACUAUGAUCGGUCAAACUCAAGAAGCAGACGUAGGUCACGCUCACGGUCCAGGUCCAGAGACAGACCUAGGGACUAUGAUCGCCACAGGCGUCACAACCGAUACUAGAUCGGUCUUGCUGUCUAACAGGGUUUACAAGUUACAAAUGGUUUUAGGAUCCAUCACCGAAACUUUUUUUGUCUACAUGUAUGUUGCUAAAGUUUGGUAGAUGAGCUUUGAGAAAAAUUUCACAUCUUUUUCUUUUACCACCAACUAAAGACUUGAAAGAAGCAUGAAAAUGUUUUUAUAUAAACAGUUAGCUCUCUCAUCUGAGAAGCGUGUAUUACAUACAACAACACUAUUAUUGAA